AUGAAUGUUAUAAACGAUGGCUCCAUUCUGUGUCAGCAAUAUUCUACACGCCGACGCCUGGAGCGGGGCUGUGAGGCACGUGCACAGACCAGUCAUACGUCAUCAUCGACUGCGCCUUCACCACUCGUCAACACCCCUCAGCCUCAAAGAUACCCAGUUUUUACAGCCACUUCUCCGAGACGUACGUAUUUGUAG
Messenger RNA from Bipolaris zeicola 26-R-13, 195 nucleotides. RefSeq lists its product as uncharacterized. Bases 1 to 195 code for a protein of 64 amino acids. NCBI's taxonomy places the organism in Eukaryota, Fungi, Ascomycota, Dothideomycetes, Pleosporales, Pleosporaceae. The record is from RefSeq and is a predicted model, not a curated record. The transcript has a single exon.